AUGGCUAAUCUCACUGUGAGUGGGUUUGUUCUCAUGGGUUUUCCCACCAACCCUGAGCUAGAAAACUUAUUUGUAUCUUUGUUCUUGUUCCUGUACUUAUUGGCUCAAACUGGCAACAUCCUUAUCAUCACCACUUCCAGGGUUGACAGGCUCAACUCCCCCAUGUACUUUUUCCUGAAGCAUCUCUAUUUUUCAGAUGUUGGUUAUAGUUCUGUGACUGUACCGAGAUCCAUUUACAACUCUUUCAUGCAGUGUGGGAAUAUUUCCCUCGGAGAAUGCAUAGUGCAGUGCUAUGCUUUCACUCUCUGUGGUACUGCUGAGCUGGCCAUGCUCACGUUGACGUCCUAUGACCGCUAUGUUGCCAUCUGCCCUUCACUGCACUAUGACAUCAUCAUGGAUGUAAGAACCUGUGUUCAUGGACUUGUAGGUGUCUGGAUCAGUGGGGUUAUCAUCGCAGUCAUACACACAUCAGCUACUUUCUCCAUCCACUUCUGUGGUCCCCGGAUCAUCCACCAGUCUUUCUGUGAUGUCUCCCAGAUCCUGAAACUCUCCUGCUAUAAUGACCACAUCCGUGAGAUUGGUGUCACUGCUUUCCUAUCUUUGGCUGCAUUUCUCGUUGUCAUCUUUAUCGGAUUCUCCUAUAUGCACAUAUUUUCCUCUGUGCUGAGGAUGCCAUCUGCUGAGAGCAGGACCAAGGCCUUUUCCACUUGCCUCCCCCACCUCGCUGUUGUCAUUUUAUUUCUUUCUACAGGUGCCAUUGAGUAUUUUAAACCUCAGUGUGAUUCUCCAACUGUUUUGGACAUGUUUCUUACAAUGAUGUAUACAGUAGUUCCCCCAACCUUUAAUCCAAUGAUCUAUAGCCUGAGAAGGCAUCAAGUCAGCUCUGACAUCAAUCAGAGAUGA
Molecule: messenger RNA, 903 nt
Organism: Suncus etruscus (white-toothed pygmy shrew)
Lineage: Eukaryota; Metazoa; Chordata; Mammalia; Eulipotyphla; Soricidae
Product: olfactory receptor 14J1-like
Exons: 2
Coding region: 1-903 (300 amino acids)
Biological process (GO): G protein-coupled receptor signaling pathway
Cellular component (GO): membrane
Molecular function (GO): olfactory receptor activity; G protein-coupled receptor activity
Source: RefSeq, a predicted model, not a curated record